AUGGAUUACCACGAGCCCCCCGAUUCCAAUGAUCAUCCCAUGAGUGAAUCCUAUGAAUCCACCAAACUUGGAAAAAGACCCGCCAGUCACAUCGAUGACCAUGAGCUCAAUCCGAGCAGCUCUUUGGCGAAGUUUCGUGCGUACUUUCAGCUCAAGGACCACGGCUGGAGAAUCUUCUGCAAACGCCUCUAUCGUCUUGUCGAGGACUCCUCUACCUGGGAGGAGGUAUCACACAAUGAUGCGUUGGUUCGUACGAUCUCACAGAGUUUCUUGAACCAGGCUGGCCCAGAUUUCUGGGGAACUGAACAGAGCCGUACUUCGUACUUGGCCCCCGAGGUCGUGAGCUCUGGAAGAGCUCUUCGUUUCCCCGAUGAUGGCUAUGAGAUGAAUUUGGUUCUCAUGAAUAUGAUCAGAGGUCGUGCCCUUGACCGCAUGCGCCGAGCCAGCAUGGCGGCGGCGAUGCAGUCUAUUCCGUUGGCCGAUGCUUCCAGUAGUCAACCUCAAGGCAUUAAAAGCGAGAACGCGGAGCCAGAUGUGACCAUUGUCACUGGCCAGGAUCAAAUCCAAUCGACUUUCUUCAUCGUCUGCGAAGAACAUGGGCUCACCGACCGCGUGUGCGUUCCAUUCGACUUUUUUCAUUCCGCCAACUACUUCAUUCGUAAGAUGGAGGAGUACUGCGGCAUAUCAGACAAUGCCGAUGUCCACAUGCAGAUUCACGCAGAAAUGCCCUCGCUGAAGUCUCGCUACGCUGUUGUUUACCUGAUGUGGUCGGGUGUCCACUUUGUGGUUCGCCCCAACAGCGCUACCGACUGGCAGGCUCUGACCGAUCGUUUGGAGUGCGCUUGGAAGGCCCAAAAUUCGGGAAAGCUGAACGUUUUUGAGUUUGAAAUUCACGUCGUUCUCAAGAUGGAAGAGGAAUAUCAGAACAUGGAGUGA
Penicillium taxi is the source of this 936-nucleotide messenger RNA. RefSeq lists its product as uncharacterized. The transcript has 4 exons. NCBI's taxonomy places the organism in Eukaryota, Fungi, Ascomycota, Eurotiomycetes, Eurotiales, Aspergillaceae. Bases 1 to 936 code for a protein of 311 amino acids. The record is from RefSeq and is a predicted model, not a curated record.